Molecule: messenger RNA, 2319 nt
Organism: Rotaria sp. Silwood2
Lineage: Eukaryota; Metazoa; Rotifera; Eurotatoria; Philodinida; Philodinidae
Source: the annotation of a GenBank genome assembly
AUGAAACCAAAUACAGCAUCAUCAAAUAAUUUCGAUCGGCCAAAAUUACUUUUAUUUAAAUUUCUUGCUCAUCAAAUUCAUCCAUUUGCUUAUGCCGUAAAUACAUUUCUUCAACCAGCACUUGAUGAUUGUCGAGCAUUGUUACAUGAUAAUCCACAAUAUACAUUAAAUAUUUUAUUAUCACUCACACAAACAUUUAUACGUUUUGCACCUGAUUCAGAAUUGAUCUAUGAUGAUAUACAACAAUUUGCUAGUAAACUUAAAAAUGCGAUUGAUGAAUGUUUCAUUUGGCUUGAUCCAGAUGCAAUUCAACAUUCAUCAAAAUUACUUGAAUCAAUUCGUCAUAAUCUUUUAUUUAUUAUUAAAUACGAAAAUAAAGAAAAUGCCAUUUAUACAAACAUGUAUAAAAAUAUGUCAAAAUUAACAAAUCUUCAAAAGAUCAAUUCAUUACCAGUAGAAGUACAGGCUGUAUCAUCAAAUAAUAGUUUAGAUACAACAGUUCCAAUUCAAAAAACAAAUAACAAAGAUACAGAAAUAAAUAUCAAUGAACACUCAGAUUCACACGAUCCUAAUGAAGAUGAUAGUAUGGCUAUGCAACGAAUAAUCACAAACUCAGUUCCAUUAUCAUUUGGUAUGCCUUCGAUCCAAGACGAAAAACAUUCAACAUGUAUUUUACCAUUACGAACAAAUCAGUCAGCAUUAUCUCCUUCAAUAUCAUUUCAAUCAACACAAAAUAAUAUUGUUUCGUCAAUGGCAACAUCAGUUACAACAAAACUUAUGAAUCAAAUGAAGAAUUUAACUGUUACUUCAGCACCUACUUCAACGACUACUAAUGUUGUAUUAACAUCUGGUAAUCAAUCAUCAUUACAACCAAUAUCAACUGUAUCCUAUCUAGAUGAAUACGAAAUAACAGAUUCUACAACAUUAUCUAGCAAAAAAUCGACAGAAACUAUAGCUUCUUUUCCACCACGUCAUCUUUCAACAAUAGAUGGAGUUAAUCAAAAUAUUUUAACAUCUGAUAGUCAAAAUUUCUCAUCAAAAUCAAAUGUAAUUAAUAAAAAUUCAAAAAUUCAUAGUUACGAACUCAAUACACCUGCUUCAAUACUUCUAAAUGACGAUACUUCUCGAUCUGGUACGACAUCAGUAACACAAAUGACACCAAAUGCAUAUUCCAUUUAUGAUGAUGAAUGGGAUAAUGAAGUAGCUCAACAAUAUUAUCUAACUCAAUCUUAUAUUGAUCCCUUGGUAGCCAAAGCUAAUUGGCAUCCUGUUAAAGAUUAUCUUUCGAUUGUUAUCGAACAAUCACAUAUGAAUUAUACAACAGGAACUAAUAAUCCACAUAUAACUGAUCAAUAUAUACGAGAAUUUGGAACUAAACAAAAUCGACCUAUUUUACGUGGUGAUCUCUGUAUGACAUAUGGUACACCACAAAAUGUUCCACAAGCUACUUGUUUACCAAUUGGAGUUGGUUUGUCAUAUGAUGAAUUAACAUUACUUUCAUGUGAUGUUCAUCGUAAUUCACAAAAUGUUCGUUUAUUUGAUAUUGAAACUGGUCAAUUAAAACAUACGAUUGCUAGUAAUCAGCAAAUGAAAUUUCAUCGUCCGAGUGCUGUAAUGAGUAAUGCACGUAAUAAUAUUUUAAUUGUUGAACGAGAUUAUAUUUAUAUAACUGAACCUGAUGGUCGUUUAAUACAAACAAUUGGUCAUCGUUCUAUUAAACAAUUAUAUGGUAUUGCUUUAUUUCAUGAUCGUUAUUUAUUAACAAUUGAUUCAAAAGCAACUGAUAAUCAAACAUCUGAAAAUAGUCGUUUAUUAUUAUUUGAUCCAAAUAAUGGUCAAUUAGUAUUUGAACAAUCUAUUGAUAUAAAUCGAAAAUCAGAAGAUAUUUUAAAACAACAAACUAUUAAUCAUAUUCAAGGAAAAAUUCUAUCGGAAACAACAAGUAAACCACGUUUUCUUGCUGUACAUAAUGAUAAUAUUUAUAUAGCUGAUCUUGGUCGUAGUUUAAUCUAUGGAACAACUAUUCGAAAUGGAUCUGAAUAUCAACAUACAACUGUAUUUGGCGGUCAAGGACGAGCAAAUGGUGAAAUGACAGAUCCAUCUGGUUUAUUUAUUGAUUCUGGUGGAAAUAUUAUAAGUGCUGAUAGUAAAAAUGAUCGAAUUCAAAUAUUUACAUCGGAUGGUCAAUAUAAAACAACAUUAAAAUUAAAUGAACGUAUAAAACGCCCAUCGGGUAUAUGUACAAAUCGUCUUGGUACAAAAUUUUAUAUUUCAUGUUAUCUAGCUGGAUGUAUACGAGCAUUUAAUAUAAAUUAUUAG